CCCAGUGAAGCCUGAGUUCCUGAGGACGCCUGAGCUGUGCCCAGACAUUCAGAGAGAGAAUUGCUGUAUCCACCUAAGGUAAGUGUCAUUAGAGCGCCUUCCACACAAGAAGAAACAAGAAAUCACGGCUUCCACACGCCAGAUUUGAAAAUGAUUCCAAGGAGAGCCAGAGUGAGAAGGGGCAAUCUUCGCAAACCGAAGAUGAGGUUCCAUUUGCUGAACAAGUUCACACUGAUGUUCCUGCUUCUGAUCACCCCAACUCCAGUUCUUCAGGCUCCUUCCAACGACAGUGAGCCCACCCAUGAUCACCAGCCAUUUCUGUACUUGGUUGGACGCAAGAAGCUGCUGAACGCCCAGUACGGUUGCUAUGACAGGAUCCAGGAGUUGCCCCCUUAUGAUGGAGAAGGCCCAUAUUGCAACCGUACCUGGGAUGGAUGGCUGUGCUGGGAUGACACGCCAGCCGGAGUCACAGCCUAUCAGCACUGCCCAGACUACUUCCCGGACUUUGACACAGCAGAAAUGGUUUCAAAAUACUGUGAUGAAAAUGGAGAAUGGUUUAGACACCCUGACAGCAACCGAACCUGGUCCAACUAUACUCUGUGUAAUGCUUUCACUACUGAGAAACUGAACAAUGCAUAUGUCCUGUACUACCUGGCUCUUGUGGGGCACUCUCUGUCGAUUGCUGCUUUGGUUGCUUCCAUGGGGAUCUUCCUGUAUUUCAAGACCCUUAGGUGCCAAAGGGUGACGCUGCACAAGAAUAUGUUUGUUACUUACAUUCUGAACUCUAUCGUUAUCAUCAUCCACCUGGUUGAGGUCGUGCCCAAUGGCGAUCUGGUGCGACGGGAUCCGAUGCAUAUGUUUCAUCAUAAUACACAUAUGUGGACAAUGCAGUGGGAACUGUCACCACUCUUACCCCUGAGUGCAAACGAGGGAAAGAUGGACUCUAAUGACAGUCGAGUGAUAAGUUGCAAGAUUCUACACUUCAUCCACCAGUACAUGAUGGCUUGCAACUAUUUCUGGAUGCUCUGUGAGGGGAUCUAUCUUCACACCCUCAUCGUCAUGGCUGUGUUCGCUGAGGAUCAUCGCCUGUGCUGGUAUUACCUUCUUGGCUGGGGGUUCCCAAUUGUGCCAACCAUUAUCCAUGCUGUUACUCGUGUUCUCUACUACAAUGACAACUGCUGGCUGAGUGUGACCACCCACUUGCUUUACAUCAUCCAUGGACCUAUCAUGAUGGCUCUGGUGGUCAAUUUCUUCUUUCUGCUCAACAUCGUCCGAGUGCUUGUGAACAAGAUGAGGCAAACCCAUGAGCCAGAAACCUACAUGUACCUGAAGGCUGUGAAGGCUACCAUGGUCCUUGUGCCCCUGCUGGGUGCCCAGUUUGUCGUGUUUCCCUGGAGGCCUUCCCACAAGGUGCUUGGGAGGAUCUAUGAUUACGUCAUGCACACUCUGAUUCAUUUCCAGGGAUUCUUUGUUGCGACUAUCUACUGCUUCUGCAACCAUGAGGUGCAAGUUGCCCUGAAGCGCCAAUGGGCAAAGCUCAAGAUCCAGUGGAGCCAGCGCUGGGGAAGGCGCCGCCGCCGCCGCACAACCAACCGCAACCGUGUAGUUGCGGCUCCUCGCCAGGCAGCGUUUGUUGAGCAGCGUGAUCUCCCCAUUUACAUCUGCCAUCAGGAACCGAGGAACCCUCCCAUCAACAACAAUCAAGGCGAAGAGAGCACUGAAAUGAUCCCCAUGAACGUCAUCCAGCAAGAUCCAUCUGCCGUCCAGGAAGACACCUCUGCUUGAACGUGAAGCUACCCCAAGCAUUGUGAACCGCUGAGCCUUCAUUUCCUGGGGGAAAGAUAGACCAUGCAUUUCAAGUGAUCCCCACCCUCCCAGGAGCUGAGCAUUCAUUCGUGAAGAAUUAUUAAGUGAAUUUGUCCA
Messenger RNA from Onychomys torridus (southern grasshopper mouse), 1923 nucleotides. It is a transcript of the gene Calcr, whose product is annotated as calcitonin receptor. Gene Ontology annotation, cellular component: axon; plasma membrane. Bases 151 to 1785 code for a protein of 544 amino acids. NCBI's taxonomy places the organism in Eukaryota, Metazoa, Chordata, Mammalia, Rodentia, Cricetidae. The record is from RefSeq and is a predicted model, not a curated record. The transcript has 15 exons. Gene Ontology annotation, molecular function: amylin receptor activity; calcitonin receptor activity. Gene Ontology annotation, biological process: adenylate cyclase-activating G protein-coupled receptor signaling pathway; positive regulation of cytosolic calcium ion concentration; cell surface receptor signaling pathway.